Molecule: messenger RNA, 1256 nt
Organism: Theileria parva strain Muguga
Lineage: Eukaryota; Apicomplexa; Aconoidasida; Piroplasmida; Theileriidae
Exons: 5
Coding region: 69-917 (282 amino acids)
Biological process (GO): rRNA processing
Molecular function (GO): metalloendopeptidase activity
Source: RefSeq, a predicted model, not a curated record
GUAAUCUAUUACACAUUGCACUAUUUAUUAAUAUAAAAUGUAGAUUUAUAGAUUCUUCCCUGUAGAUUAUGAAAAUAAUUUUAAAACUUGUGUAUUCUUGUGUAUUUGUGUUUUUUAAGACAUUAUCCACCAGUUUCGGAGUGGAAUCUUCCCUUUCUAGUAAAAGGCUCAGUUUUACCCUUAAUUCGAGAAAAUUGCACACCGAGAACAUCGAGAAUAAGGAAUAUCUUUCUAGUAAAACGAGAUUCUUCUCGAAAUUGGGAAAUUUUGACGACAGUAAAUUCGGUCAAAUUUCUGAAUCUGCAAACUUAAAUAAAGUAUUUAAGGAAGACAAAGUAACAAUAACAAAUAAACAAAAAGAGAUUGACGUAGACUGUUUAAUGUUAUUCAAGGCUGCGAAAUGCUACAAACAAGAGCUCGAAGUCGACGAUUUCAUGCUAGAUAUAUUCAUAGAAGACGAAAAAAACAUGAAAAGAAUUAAUUUUAAGCAACUUGGGGGUGAUGGGCCCACUGACAUAAUUUCCAUAAGGGAUGAUUUGUUGUACCUGAGGUCAGACUUUCAUAAGAACAGGUCACCUCAAAAACCGUCUCAACACUACCAUUUAGGUGAAAUAUUCCUAUGUCCAGGAUUCAUCAAAGGCGUAAUUGACUCCGAAAACAAAUUAGGGCUUAAAACACCUGAAAAGUUUGAGAAAAGUUUAAACGUGGGCAAAAGGGGAGGCGUGGCUGCAAGAAUGAAAGGUAUUUCUGACAUCAACGUGAGACUGUGUUUCAUCCUGGCUCAUGGUAUAUUACACCUGUUAGGGUACGACCAUGAAAAGGAGGAGUGGUUUAACAAAAUGGCCGGAAUGGAAGACGUUCUCUUAGACGCAUUUAUUGAUAUUUUGCCAAUUGACAAUCCAGGAGUUGGUCCAUAAAACUUACCAAACCGUCAGUUUCUUCCAAAUAACAGGAAAUUCCAAAAGCAAAGGGGACCUCUGAAAAAUUAAAGUGUCCUAAUGAUGAGAAAAUGGCGAGUUAAAAAAUAAGCCAAAUGUGUUUCGCGAAAGUCAAAUCGACUUCAAGAAAAGAUUUUUAUCAAAAUUUACGAAUCAUUUUUUAUCAAUUUAAAGGUUUUCGAGGACUGGAAUUUUUAGAGUUGAUUUUCUAGAUAUUUGUCGAGUGCUUUUUUAUAGUGGUCCUGUUGUCAUGAGAUAUAAUUUACACAAGUUAGAUUUUUUAUCCAAUUCACAACAUUUUAAUGUAAUAGCUCUAUU